UCUUGCAUGGGAAACCAUACAUUGACUGCGUCGCAAAAAAGGUUUUUAUUUUCUUCCUUGUUUGACGUACAAUGUAAAAAGUACAGAGAGACGUGGAUAAAAUGGAGUCCAAUGCGGUGGUUGAGCGUAAGUUAAUUAGAGCUGUAAAGGAAGAAAAUGUUGAAGAACUUGAACAGAUAUGUGUUUCCCUUCCUACGGACUUUAAUAUUAACAACGUUUUUGAGAAAUCAUUUUAUGGAGGCUUUCAGGAGACACCUUUACUUCAUCUUGCUUGUUGUGCUAAAAACGCUGAUAUUUUGAAAAUUUUAGUGAAAUAUGGCGGAGACUUAUACCUCAACAAACUGGACGGGGUAAAUAUAUUUCAAUACGCUUGCCAGUACAAAAAUCUAGAUGUUAUGAAAUUUAUUCUAGAGGGAUGCAAUGAUGUUGAUUUCCUUCAGACCUUUUCGAACAGUGGAAAUGAUACGCUCUCUUUUGUGGCAGAUUCAUUUGAACAAAAUCAAAAGGAGGCGCAAAUUUGUAUGGAAUUUCUCGUAUCGAAAGGAAAAUUCAAUAUCAAUCGAAUUCAAGGGGAUAGGUUAACUGUAUUACAGAAAGCUGUUUCCCAAAAUAGAUGCGAGUUAGCAGAAAUUCUUUGUCAACUUGGAGGAGAUGUGAACUUUGGGUAUCUAAACAAUCUCAAAGCAAUUCAGUGGGUAAGCAUGCAAUGUGGAUAUCAUGAUAUGAUACAAAUACUUAUAAACCACGGAGCAAAUAAAAACGAAAUCUGGCGUGGCCAACGCCCAAUUCACCUAGCUCUUUCACGUGGUUUAACAGAAAAUGCAACUGUUUUGAUGCGUGCAGGUGUGGACAUUUCCGGUUCGAUAAAGCUACAUCAUCCAAAAAAAAUGUGGAUUUCUACCUUUUGUCUUGCUGCUUGGCGAUGUGCUAUGCUAAUUCCCGAGUUUCUAGCUCUGGGAGCUAGCCCAAACGAACAGGAUUGCACCACUGGAUAUUCUGUAAUUGGAUUUGCCUUAGAAGGAAAUGCCAGUCGGGAUGUGAUAAAGUUGCUCAUUCAGGCUGGUGCUGAUAUUAACAAAGCAUGUCCCGGAAAGACAGCAAUUGAAUUUUGUAAAAGCAUAGAUCAAUUACUUGCAUUUAUUGACUGUGGAGUGUCAGUUAAAACAAUCGAAAGUCAGAUAGGAACUUCGCUUCUCAGCAUGGCAAUCUCAAGCUCUUCUGAAGAUACUGCGGAAGAAAAUGUUAAAUAUCUUCUAUCUAAUGGUGCAAGUCUAAAGGAUCCUGCAAAUGGAAAAGAUUCUAUUUUGAUAGCCUCUCUGAAAAGAAGAUUUUACCGCAUUGCGGACUUUCUUAUAGGACAAGGUGUUAAUCUGAACCACAGGGACGGAGAGUGGAGCACAGCACUACAUGUUAUCUGCAAUCAAGUCGAUGGCUGCUCCCAAAGUAGAAUUACUUUUGGCAAGACAGAAUUAUUUUUCUGUCAGAAGUGUGGAUGUAAAAGAACAAUGCCAGCUGCUCAAUUCCAUUCUAUGCAAUCAGCAUGCAAUUCCCUUUGUAACGGUUCAGAAUCUUUUCAACAUGAGAAAAUUGUAAAGUUAGUUUCAAAACUGCUGGCUGCCGGAAGUUCAGUCAAUGCAAAGAACGUUGCAGAAAUAACGCCACUACUAGCAGCAUUAAAUGUGAUGCCAUGCAAAAGUUACCCACACAUAAAAAAUGAUGUAAUAAAAAUCCUUCUUGACAAUGGGGCUGAUAUCAACGUUUGGUUUCAAACGGAAAACAAAUCCACACUGUGUCAUUCCAUCGAAAGUGAAGAGGUUGAAACGACGAAAUUUUUGGUUGAAGCUGGCUACGACGUGAAAACAAAAGAAGCAAAUGGAGAACUACCCAUCUUCCGUUGUUUACCAUUAGAUACGAUUGCUAGGAGAGAAUUGUUUUGUAUUUUGUUGGAGUCUGGAACCAAUCCAAAUGCAGAGGAUAGCAAAGGAAUAUGUCUUUUGGAUCAUGUCUUCUCACUGUUAUUUUCUAUGAGCUCUUAUUACAUUCAGUUCGAUGACUUAAUGCAAGAUCCUAGAGCUGUUGCAUUAAAAGAAAUGUUUUGUUUUUUGCUUAACAAAACCGCCAAUCCUAAUACAGCAAGGGAAGGAGAAAAUUCACUUCUAAUCAGGGCCAUUAGAUGUGGAAGUACAGAUAUAGUUCUCUCUCUGGUCCAAGCCGGUGCUAACAUUGCUCAUCGAGGGGAAAAUAAGAAAACAGCAGUGGAUUGGUGUUGCCGUUUAAGUGAAUAUACGAGGUGGUAUCCGUACACAGGUGUUGAUAUGACUGAAUCAGGAUUGAAGAUAAUGGACAUCUUGAUAGAGAACGAUAUGCCCCUUGAUAUUCCAAAUUUUGAUGGCAAAUAUCCUCUAGAUCUUGUGAUGAGUUUUGAUAAUACAGACGUACAAAUCGAGGAAAUGCUCUCUAGGGGUGCAGAUCCGAAUAAAUUCGACGAAAGAGAGGAAUCGCUUCUAAUUAGAUCAGUAUAUAGAAGUCCUUCAGUAACACUAGCUUUACUGAAAGCCGGUGCGGAAACAAAGAUGAAAGCAAUGGAUGGAAGAAGUGUAUAUGAUUUAUUCAUUGAGAGAGUAUUUUAUGACGAUAGUCUCUCCUGUCUCGAUAAGGAAUGUGCAGUGGAAAUUCAAAUGAGAACUCAAACAAGCCAGGAAGAAGCUUUCAUAGAAAUUAUUGAUUGGGGCUUGAUGCAAGUACAAUCAAUUUUGAACCAGAUACAGUCUGAACCAAUUACAACAGAAACUGAGAGGUCAUUGAUUCUAAGAUUCGAAGACAGUUAUUCUUGCUGGAGAGUAGUGCGUCGAAUUGAAAAUUCUCUAAUCAUUUACGAAAAAGGCAGACUGGAGAUCAAUGGAAACCACAGUCAGAAUGUUUGGUUCACCAUACAAAAAAAGUUAAACAGUCGAAGAGCAGGCAGUGAAGAGAAAGACAUCUCUAUGAUACAACAGGCACUAGAUGCAUGUGAGGUUAUUAAGGCCUUGAUAGACGCUGAUGCAAUUGACGUCAACAGCCAAACAUCAUGUGGACUAUUUCCACUUUGUGUGGCGGUAAAACUUGGUAGUUUAUCAUUGCUUAAAUUUCUUUUGGAAAAAAAUGCAAACCCAAACAUAAUGGAUAGUAUGGAUGAAACUCCCUUAUCUCUUGCUCUCAUUCAUGGUGACGUCAAUAUGGUGAGAGCUUUGCUGGAAGCCGACGCAAAUGUGAACCAUGUGGGCGCUCUUCCAGGAAAUAGAAAGAAGCAUAAGGAGUCAAUCCUUAGCAGACUUUUGGAUGAAAAAGGAUCCCUUGCACCAUGCGACAAAAGAUUUUUACUUUUAAGAGUCCUUAUUGAAAAUGGUGCCAAUGUAAAUAUGGACAAAAACGGUGUAGAUUCCCUUCUUAUCAAAGGUGUGAAAAUGUCUUCCCUUAAAUUAGUAGCAGAACUUUUGAAAGUCACAUCGCAAAUAAACCACCAGGGCGAAGAUCUAUCAACGGCACUGCAUGUCUGCUGCGAGCAAGGGAUAGAUCAAGAUGAACUGAACAACAUUAAUGUUGACGAUUCGAAGUCAAGUAUUUUUAAUCUACUUUUGAUUUCGGGGGCUUCUGUAAAUAUUCAAGCAAUAAAUGGGGAGACGCCUGUGCACGUUGCAGUUAGACAAAGAUGUGGACACUAUGUGACAGAAAUGUUAAAACGAGACUUUGAAAUUAACACGAAGGAUACUGAGGGCCUUACAUGCCUUAUGGUUUGCAUGAAAUGGGCUGAAGAUACAGUUGUUAAAGAGUUGUUGAAAUUUGGUGCAGAUGUAGCGUUAGAAGACAAGAAUGGGAAUACUGCAUUACAUUACUUAUGUUCUGAGGGACCAAAUUUGAACCUUCUCAAUAUUUUAAUCGAAUGUGGAGCCAAUGUUAACGCUUGCAACAAGGAGGGGUACAGUCCAUUGAAUGCACUUAUUAAAAAGCGUGAUAUAUUCCACCCAGAAGAUGUUUCCAUUUUGAUAUCAAAAGGCGCAGAUCCAAGCUGUUGUUCAGAGGGAUGCGAGUCUCCUUCGACUAAUGCACUGACCAGAUUGAAGUUUGAUACUGCAAAACUCCUUGUGAAGAAUGGAGCAGACGUGAAUUAUGUCAGUAAAUCAGGGAAAACCGCACUAUAUGCUGUUUUGGCAACUUAUGGUGAUGAAGAAUGCAUUUCAGGGCGAGGAGAAAUAGUGGAAUGUCUAUUAGAGGCUGGAUGUGAUGCCAAUAUCUUACUAGAGGGCAUUUCACCACUUUCUUUUCUUUUAUCUCUUCCGGUAGAAGAAGAUACUCUAACUAUUCUUUCGAAUCUUUUGCAAUAUCAAGCUGAUCCAAAUAUUGGUUUGAAAAACCCAAUCUCUUUGGCUGCAAAACAUUCAGUUGAUGCUGUAAAAUUACUCUUGAAAGCACGCGGUGAUGUAAACAAAAAAGACACAGACGAAGAAACACCAUUAGUUAAUUGCUUAUUGUCCUCUGUGUGUGACAAGAUUGAAAUUUUGAGGGUUUUGAUAGAAGCUGGUGCAGACACAAAUGUUGCAAGUAAUUCCGGAAAAUAUCCGAUAGAAAUUGCUCUUGAGUCUGCUAUUUUGCACAAAGAUACGAGUUCCGUUGUGUUUAUAAAUUCUGUCGACUCAAACAACGAGUGUGAAGAAAUUGUAACUUUAUUACUAGAGAAUGAAGCUAGAUGCAAUGUCAGUGAGGCAGGUAAAGAAUCACCUCUACAUCUUGCAGUAUCAGCAAAUAUUACAAAAGUUAUAAAGCUGCUUCUUGCAAACGGUGCUGACGUGAAUCAUAAAGGAAAAUGCCAACAGACACCUAUACAUCGAUAUUUUACAAGUGGGAAUUCAACGAAAAUGCAUUUCACGUACAGGAAUUACUCAUAUGCAAUUGUCAAGGAACCUACACUGGAUCUUUUACUGUCUAGUGAUGCUACGGUGAACAUUGAAGAUGAAAAUGGGUUAACGCCAUUACAUUAUGCUCUAGAACAAAAUGCAGAAGAAUUUCGAAAGUUACUAGAAGUAGGAGCGGAUCCCUUUUUUGAUAGAGCAAAUGUUUUUGAAAAAUGUUUUGCCCUUGAUGAUUUAUCAUUUCUUCAUACUAUCCUGGAAUAUAAAGGAUCGUCCCGUGUAAGUGAUUCACUGUUUUUCACAUUUUGGUCGCGUCAAAACGAUGAAAUAGGCCAUGGAAACAGACAAUGGAUUGCAAAAGUAACAAUGCAAAUUUUAGCUUCUCCCCACAAAAUCAACGUGAACAUUAAGAAUCGCUACGGAAAUACUCCACUUUCCUUCUUUUGUGAACAAACUGAACCAGUUAUUGUAGAAAAAUUGUUGGAGAGGGGGGCAGAUGUCAACAUGAUCUGCAGAAGAGGGUGGACGGCGUUGCAUGCCUUCUAUAACUCUUCAGACUCGGAUAUAAGUCGGAAAAAGCGGAUCCUUUCAUCAUUAAUGAAAAUGAAUCCUGAUGUUGACAUAAAAGAUGACUCCUGCAUGACUGUUAUUGAAAAAGCUCAAGUGGAGUAUAUUCAGCAAAUUUAUUCUGACAGUCGGAAGUCUUUUUUGUCUGUAUUGAUAAAAGAGAUAUUACUUGCAGGAGGAAAGUACGAAAAACGUGGACUCCCUUUACUAUUGCAAGUAGCAUCAAAGCGACAGCACUUUAGUUUGAUGACUACAUUAAUACAAAGUGGUGUAGAUUUGAGAAUUGAAAAAAACGUUCUACAUUCUUGCUUUCAGCGUGACAAUUGCUUCUUUAGAGAAAGUGAAAAAGGGUCACAAAGGGAAUGUUUGGAUUUUUUAUUGGCGUAUAUAAAACAUGGAGGACAAUUAAAUGAAGUGGACGCCCAAGAAAACACGCCUCUCAUGCUGUAUUUGAUGUUUGAAGUUUACGACAAACUAAACCAAGAAGAAUUAACAGAUUUGACAGAUGAAAUUGUUUCAGUUCUUGCUAAGGACAAGUCUAUUGUAACAAGGCGAAAUAAAUCUGGGUCAUUACCAAUACAUCUCGCAUCACAGAAAGGACGAUUGAGCACAAUGAAGCUUUUAGAGUGCAAAGGGGCGAAUCUCUGUGACAAAGAUGAAAAAGGAAAUACAUGUCUUCACCUUUUGUUAUCGAAAGGGAAAACUGCAGAAUCCUUCCAAUAUUUUGUAUCUUCAACGUUUUUCCAAUAUCAAGGUUUUACAGAGAAUUUGAAGGAAAUGAUCGAAUAUCUAGUUGUAAAGGGUGUUUCUGUCAAUGAGAUCAACAAAAUUGGAGAGACGCCUCUUUUUCUUCUGAUUAGGAAUGCGUACACCUUUGAUGAAUUUGACACUACUGUAAGAUUCCUGCUGGAAAGUGGUGCCGAUCCAAAUAUACAGCUAAAACACAACAACCCGCUUGUAGCGGCAUUGCAAAUUAACUCUGUAAAUGUUGCUGCUUUACUUCUAGAGUAUGGCGCGGAAGUAAAUGAUAUUGAAGACGGUCCAACAGCAUUGCAUGUUUUAUUAAAAAAUUACCAUGAGGGUAUUAUACGUAUUAAAGGUUACUUAAAAAAUAUUUUACACUUUUCGACUGAAACUGGAAAUGUAAAUACUCAAGAUUCUGAUGGGGAAACUGCACUUGCUCCAGUACCUGUUGGUCCCCACUCGGUUAAUCAAUCAAUCAAGAUGGAAGAUAUUAUUCAGAAGAUUCUUGACUGCGGAGCUGACGUUAAUGCAUUAGAUGAUUUUGGUCAUUCCCCUUUAUCCAUUGUUUGUGAAGGAAAAAGUGGUGACUCUGCCGAAAGAGCGCGUAUUGGAAUCUAUUUAAUGUCGAAGGGAGCAGAUCCGGACAAAGGUUGUGCGUUGCAUCAGGCCAUAGUGAACAUGAAUUAUUAUGACAAUAACAAAAAAGCUGAAUGGAGCAAAUUUAUACUAGAAAUGAUGGAUUUGGGAGCUAAUCCAAUUACUUACAAGGACGAAAAACCGAUCUUGUUAUCAGCAAUAGAGUCAGGAUGUACAGAAGUAGUGAAAGGGUUAUUAGGUAAAGGAGUUGAUAUUCACGCAACUGAUAGUAAUAACAACACGUGUUUGCAUCUGGCCUGUGGUUUAAAAAAACACACUGAGAGAAAUAUGAUAGCUACACUUUUGCUGAAACAUGGAUGCAGUAUUAACAAAUCAAAUGCAUAUGGGACAUUUCCUCUUUCAAAUCUCAUAAAAAGGAUGACAAAAGAUAAAAAUUCGAAGACAAUUGUUGAGAUGGAGACAAGGGCAUAUGCAGAAGUUGACCUCUCGUUGUUUAAUUUGUUGAUUUGUGGGGGGUCGUAUUUGGAUACAAAAAUGAAGAUGCCAUUCUGCAAUAAGGAAGAAUCAAUAUUGUCCUACUUAACAAAACAUGGCUACUUAAAAGCAGCUGGAGCAUUAAUAAAAUGUGGAUAUGACUUCCAAAAUGAUGAGGAUUUCAAGAAAUGUAACCUAGAACAGCCUGCGAAUUCAUUUCUCUUGAUUAAGAAAAGAUGGCAUAAAAGAGUUUGCUGCGAAAAUGAAAAGAAGGAGUUUUUAAAACUUUUGGAGAUAUUUCAAGAAGUCGAUUUUUCUUUGUCAUCUUUAUGUAAAGAUGUCAUACGAAAUCAUUUGAUCAAUGUUGGGCAAGGAGCUGAAAUUGAAUCAAAGAUAAUGCGACUUCCUCUUCCAAACCGAAUUAAGACGUUUCUGUCAUUGAGAGAACACAUGGAAGAAGUGGAAAAAAUACAAAUAGAGAAAGAAGAAAGUAUGUCUGCGUAUUUAAGCACGUCUGAAGAUUCUGAAGACGACGAUGAUUAUGAUGAAUAUUAUAAUUCGGAUUACCCACCAAUGUAUGACGACGAUUCAUAUUCAUAUGGUGACGAUUAUGGCUAUGACCACUAUCCUGGUUAUAUUUAUGACUCUGAUGAUGACCUUUAUUCCUUUUAAGAUCUACAGGAAGGACAAAAGAAAACAAAUAGUAGUGAACGCUUCUCUUUAUCAUUGAAAUUGUUUGUUUAUGAUAAUGAAGUCCAUCAUGUCUUUCAGGUGCAAAGAGGAAAAACAAUCUAUCAUUGUUUUGAACUUUAGUAUGUAUGUUAAGUAUCACGUUUCAUUUAUAUCUUUUUCCUGUUUUGUCAUGUAUGCAGUUGAAAAAUAUAUAUAUAAAAAAUCAAUAGAACAAAAUAGCGCACUUUGAAAAAUAUUUUAAGUGCGUUAAAUUUGGCCAAAAAUAUUCAACGCACUUUGAAAAAAAUAUCAGUAUUCUUUUAGAGUAUACAUUGACAUUUUUUACUUCGGAGAUAAAUAAUCUACUUUGAAAAAAAUAUGAAUAAAACAAGAAUUUUACAGAGGAUCUUUAUUGUACAAAGGGAUGACCUGACCUUGUACAUGUAAAAGUCUAUCGGGAAAAGUAUCAUUUUGUAUUGAUUGAUCAAUAAGAAUAGAAAUAUGAUUACUAAGAACAGGUGCUCAAAAUUUUAUUUUUAACAGAUAUUAUAUCUACACCAGUAGAUUUCUUAAUAUUUAUUUUAUUCAUUUUAGCAUAGAAAUUCAUGAAGUUUUACAUGUUUCUUUUGAUAAUGCAAAGAACAAGGUUCACUUUUGCCUAAUUUGGCCCUGUGAAUUUCUGAAAAACUGAAACUGCAUAGUUUUAGUUUACAAUGCAUUGAAUAUCACUUAGAUCUUUGAUGACUUCGUAUCGAUAAAAAAUGACGUAAUUUUUUGGCUAGUCAAUACAUUAUGACGUCACGAAAUGCGUCAACUUCCUCAUAUUCUGAAAAAGUCGACAAAACGGCCAAUUUUAAAAGCUAUUUUUCGAUAUUUAAUAUAGAGCGCAACUUCUGAUCAAAAAUAUGCAUCUAGUAAAUGAUAGAACUAUUUCUGAGGAUUAAAAGACACGUUUUAUUUUUUUAGAUCAGAGAGUGCGCUCGUAUUAUUUUUCUUCACUGAAAGUACUCAGUUGAGCUGUUUACCUUAUUUUUAAAUACGAUGUGAAAGCACUAAGUCUUUAUUUUAUUUUAAUGCUUCAAAUGGAAAAUCAAGACAAUCAAUUGGUAUAUCUACAGGGUCAUUUUAUGCAUAAAGUGAACCGACCUCUUUAUGUCAUUUUCACAUGAAAGGAUUAUAUUUCAUGCAGACUUUGAUUUUUCGGACAAGAAUGGUUUUAUUGUUUUCGAAAAAUCUUAUUCAUAUAUUGUACACUAUUUUAUGUUUACAGUUUUUUCCCACGGUGUAUGUUUGUAUGCAAUGUUUAUACAUGAUUUUUGUUUUAAUUUCGGUGAGCUAUAUUUACAUCUUAGGCAUCUUUUGCAACUGGAGGAUCUUAUUUUUUUUCUACGUCUAAAAGAUGAGAGUGUACCUCAAAAUGCUUAAAACUUCGAGUAAAAUGACAAACUUUUUAGAUUUUGUAAUUCUUGCAUCGAUAAAGGUUCCAAUAAAGUUGUGGCAAUCACUUACUCAAGCUGUAAUAUUCAGAGUGGUAACGUUCUUGCAAACUGAUGUGACAAAUAUUUUAAAAUAUACUGACACGCAAAAGAAACGCAACACUAUACUUUAGGGAGAAAUAAUUAUAUAUACUAAAGGAUUUCUUAUCUAAAAAGUAUAGAUAUCUUCAAUUUUGUAAAUAUCGGAAAUCUAACGGUUGAACGACUUUCAUACUAUUACCGAAAGUCAAGUUUAAGUCUGCUUAACAGAAAUAAAAAAUUGCAUGAUUAACAAAACAAUUGGCAAUAUUUUGGAGUUUUAAGGGUUUGUGACUGUUCAUCAUUAGUAAUGAAGCAAUAUUUCAAUACUUAGGAGUGUUGAUGAUGCAAAG
Molecule: messenger RNA, 9807 nt
Organism: Saccostrea cuccullata (small rock oyster)
Lineage: Eukaryota; Metazoa; Mollusca; Bivalvia; Ostreida; Ostreidae
Exons: 29
Coding region: 102-7940 (2612 amino acids)
Biological process (GO): protein localization to ciliary inversin compartment
Cellular component (GO): ciliary inversin compartment
Molecular function (GO): protein binding
Source: RefSeq, a predicted model, not a curated record